GAGGAGGAGGAGGAGGAGGAGGAGGAGGAGGAGGAAGGAGGAGCGCGGGUGGCGGCGGCGGGAGGAUGCUGAAGAGCUGCGGGAGGAAACUGCUGCUGUCCCUCGUGGGCUCCAUGUUCACCUGCCUGCUGGUGCUCAUGGUGGAGCCGCCGGGGAGGCCGGGGUUGGCCCGGGGGGAGGCCGGUGGGGCGCAGCGGGCGCUGCAGAGCCUGGGGGCGGCGGCGGUGGCGGUGGCCCCCCCACCCCCGGCGGCGGCGCAGGGUCCCGCCGGUCUCCGGAGCUUCGCCGAUUACUUCGGGCGGCUGAGCCGAGCCCGGCGGGAGCUGCCCGCCGCUCCGCCGAGCCCCCCGAGACCGCCGGCCGAGGACAUCUCCCCCCGCGACGUCUUCAUCGCCGUCAAAACCACCAAGAAGUUUCACAAGGCGCGGCUGGAGCUGCUGCUCGACACCUGGAUCUCCCGCAACCGCGACAUGACCUUCAUCUUCACAGAUGGGGAGGAUGAAGAGCUGAAGAAGCAAGCACGAAACGUCAUCAACACCAACUGCUCGGCCGCCCACAGCCGCCAGGCCCUGUCCUGCAAGAUGGCCGUGGAGUACGACAAGUUCAUCGAGUCCGGCAGAAAGUGGUUCUGCCACGUGGACGACGACAACUACGUGAACGUGCGGACGCUGGUGAAGCUGCUUUCCAGCUACCCCCACACGCAGGACAUCUACAUCGGGAAGCCCAGCCUGGACCGGCCCAUCCAGGCUACGGAAAGGAUCAGCGAGAACAAGAUGCACCCUGUGCAUUUCUGGUUUGCCACGGGCGGAGCGGGGUUUUGUAUCAGCCGGGGGCUGGCACUGAAGAUGAGCCCGUGGGCCAGCGGGGGCCACUUCAUGAGCACCGCGGAGAAGAUCCGCCUGCCCGACGACUGCACCAUCGGCUACAUCAUCGAGUCCGUGCUGGGGGUGAAGCUCAUCCGCAGCAACCUCUUCCACUCGCACCUGGAGAACCUCCACCAGGUGCCCAAGUCGGAGAUCCACAAACAGGUGACACUAAGCUACGGCAUGUUCGAAAACAAGCGCAACUCCAUCCACAUGAAGGGAGCCUUCUCCGUCGAGGAGGACCCAUCCAGGUUUCGCUCUGUGCACUGCCUGCUGUACCCCGACACGCCGUGGUGCCCCGCCAACGUGGUUUACUAGGAGGCGUGUGGCCCCUCCAACCUCGUCCCGAAUUUCCCCGGUAUCCGACGGGCGUGCGGGACCUGCGUGCGGGUGUGUCGGUCCGGCCUCACCGCGAGGCAGAUGGACGGACGGACGUCGUUGCUGUGGUAUUGCACAGUGUGUGUGUACUGAAGGCUGCUGUGCGGCCCCCGUGUCCCCUGCCCUGCCUGCCCUGCC
Molecule: messenger RNA, 1379 nt
Organism: Harpia harpyja (harpy eagle)
Lineage: Eukaryota; Metazoa; Chordata; Aves; Accipitriformes; Accipitridae
Gene: LFNG
Product: LFNG O-fucosylpeptide 3-beta-N-acetylglucosaminyltransferase
Exons: 8
Coding region: 66-1181 (371 amino acids)
Biological process (GO): pattern specification process; regulation of Notch signaling pathway
Cellular component (GO): Golgi membrane
Molecular function (GO): O-fucosylpeptide 3-beta-N-acetylglucosaminyltransferase activity
Source: RefSeq, a predicted model, not a curated record